This is a messenger RNA of Prorocentrum cordatum, 3246 nucleotides long. The record is from the annotation of a GenBank genome assembly. NCBI's taxonomy places the organism in Eukaryota, Dinophyceae, Prorocentrales, Prorocentraceae.
AUGCCCGCUCCAGCUACCAUCACCCCCCAGUUCUGGGACACAUACUUCGGCGUCGAUGCGACCUGCGAGACGGCCUUCGAGGGUCUCACUGGUUCGAGGUUGUGGAAGGAGUUGCUGGUGACGUAUUGCACCGAGCGCCACUCUACUCUCCAAGUCUUGGGCAUGCGGACGGGCGCCGACGGGAAGUACACCCUCUUGCUCAAGAGAUGCCCCGAUGUCAACCCGCGGAAGCAGUACCAUAUUGUCAAGGAAUACGCCAAAACUCUCAUGGAUAAGGGCCUCUUCUCCGAGAUGCGCGGGCAGCCCAUCGCAGUGGAGACGGGUACGAGCUGCACUGAUGGCGAUUACUUGAUGAUCGCGGGAGCGACUUUAUGCGAGGUUGCCGCGGACAUCGACACGACCAACGUCUACAUCCAGGACAUCAUCAGGGAUGGCAUGUCCAACAUCAUGGUGUUUCGUCGCGACUGUCCCAAGGAAAUCCAGCGCGCUUUGAAAAAGAUGCACAACAAGUUUCACAACGGGUCCGAUGCCACAUUCGUGGAGCUGUUCGAGCUUGUGGACGAGGCCGAGAAGACGUGGGCCGCUCACAAAAAGGCCGCCGAGACUUUUGUCAAAGUACUGAAGGCUGAGCGCAUAACGGUGGCAUCGUGUCCUAAGAGCGGAGACUACCGCUACGAGAAACUCUACGAGCGCUACGUGCUCAGCCAUUUCGAUCAGUUCAAGACCUGGGAUCACUACGACAACUGCAAGAGCUUCACCCACAAGAUGCAUGCGGCCAAACUCUACACCCCGUGGAAGGAGGAGAUGGAGCAGCGGUGCGAGUUCCUCGACAGGGGAAUCACCAACAAGCUCGUGGCCAAAGUAUGCAACACCCUGUUCCUUCGCAUCAUGGACUUCAACGACGCCGCGGAACAGCGCGUCUUAGAGUUAGCUUUGAUGGAAGCCCUCAUGAUGGUUGCUCCGAUGGAGGGUGCCGACGGCUCGUGGGUGUUCCAGCGCGAGAGCGACUUGGACAAGAUCAAGAACCUCAGGGCGCCAAUGAGCACGUCCCAGGUGUUCCUGAAAAAGAAGCAGGGGAAGCGGUCCAACGUGAAAGCCAAGACGGCACCCCCUAUGAAGAAGCCCAAGAAAGGCACCCAGGAUGAAGCUCUCGUCCUGAACGUGCCAGCUGAGGAGAUCCACGAUACGGUAUCCGCCGACAGCCCUAACACUUCGAGGAACACGCUGUUCUUCGACGACUUGGUCAACGCUAUCUGCCAGCCGCUGCAGCACUUGCCGAUUGCGCGGUACAACACGGAGGUGAUCCGCGAGCUCUUCAAGUUCGGCUUCAUUUUCUGUUUCGAAGGUGCCGUGACCAUCAGGGGGGAGAUGUACACCGACUGGUCGAAGGUUCGGAAGAUCUUCAGGGAUGACAGCAUCCGCGCUCACAGGGGGGACCUCAUGGUCAAGGAGUGCGAGAUUGCUCAUGGCGAUGCCGAUGCUGGUGCCGCGAGCUCUUUUGCUGGCCCCUCGGUCGGUAACGUUCAAGCCGUCAACGACGCGUUGAGCCAGUUCGUCGGCGAUGAGAAGUUCGUGCUCGGCAUGUUUGCAAUCGUUCGCCAGACGAAGAUGCCUGAUAUUUUGGUGCAGCCAGCUUACUUGAACGUAUCGAUGAAGCUCUACCAGCAGCACGUGGAGGACGUGACGCCCAAGGGCGAUGCCGCGGCCGCUCCCGUGGCCUGGACCCACGUAUCGUUCCUCGAGUGCGCGCGCAGGGUGCUCAAGGAUACGUUCUCGCACAGGUGGACGGAGUUCGGCGCGCGCUUGCUGCCGAUCGUCGAGAAGGAGGCCGGCGACUCGAAUAUCUCCCAUCUCACGGUGGGCCUUUUCGAUACCAAAGCUCAUGUGCGCCGCUUCUUCGGGCUUCGGGCUUCCUGCGUGAUCGGCAUGCUCGCGAACCUCGGCUGCAUUGCCGCGCCGAGCGCCAUACAGGCCCUUUACGACAACAUCAGCAUGAUCAAGGAGCGCGACUUGGCCGUGAAAGACGAUAGGUGGGUCGCCAUGUGGAGCGUCGUCAUCAAAGCCGCGAUGAUCGACCCCGACCAGUUGCGCGAGAAGCUCGAGGCCAUGGCGGUGGUUAAGGACCAGGCGUCCUGGUUCGGCAAUGACGCCGACGCCCCGUCGUCGCUGCCGCUCUCAGACUCGUGCGGCAGCUCCCCCGCCCAGCCCGAUGAGGAGCAGGCGAAGACGACGGUUGCGGAGGCGGAGGUGCCGAAGGACCAGGCGACGGAGGCGCCGAAGGGCCAGGCGAAGAAGGAGGCGGAGGGGGAGGCUACGACUCCGAAGGCCAAGACCGUUGCCGAUCCCGCAGCGGGCUCCUCGACGGCAGCGAGCGGUGGCAAGACGACGGGCUCGACGUCGCACGCCAUGGCGAAGGUGGAGAUCGAGAUGACGUUGACAGCCAUCGCUUCACAUGUGGCUUGCUCCGAGGUGGGCGCCCCCGUCUUGGCGUCCUUCAUGAAGCACCUGGAGGCUUUCAUUUACGACACGAUCAAGAUGAGCAAGCUUCCGUCAGUCGAUGUGAAAUCGCCGACGAAGCGGAAACUGGGCAAGAAGACGUCGAACGAAUUCAAGCCAGAUAAGGCACCUGCCGCGGGUGCCGCCGAGGUCUGGGGGGGCUUCGCGGACACGGGCUUGGACCUCAUCAAGGCCAAGCUGGGCGAGCCCGACAGCAAGGAGAAACCAGAGCCCGUGGCCACGGAGAUUACGCCGUCCAUCUGCUUGCACUUCUACGGGACAGUCACCCGCGCGUUGGUGAAGGACGCGCUCCACGUGUGCUCCGCCUUCGGCAUUGACUUCUACAUCACGAAGGAGGGCCUCGACACUUUCCAUUCGCAGCUGGGGUUUUGCCCUGCCUGGAUGGUGAAUGUCAAGCAGCCCAAGGAGAAGACCCUGACCGACGGAUCCAAGAAGCUGGAGCCGCCGACUGUCAACCUGAACCACAAGAAGGAGACGACGUCGAUGCAUUACACAUACUCGCACAUGGGGAAGACAAUGACAGCGCACAUCCCUGUCGCGAUCCACUCCCUGGUGCCCUUCGAAGGCUUCCACGGGUUUACCGACGCCAUCCUCACCCGUGCCGUGAUGACUGACCAGGUGACUCUCAACCAGUCGAAGCAGGCGGUGAAGAAGGGUGCUACCACCACAAAGGGGGCGCCUGAGGAGUUCAAGGGUCAAAACAUUUGUAUCGCUGAAAUGGGCAUCGCA